Molecule: messenger RNA, 3360 nt
Organism: Aaosphaeria arxii CBS 175.79
Lineage: Eukaryota; Fungi; Ascomycota; Dothideomycetes; Pleosporales
Product: glycoside hydrolase family 31 protein
Exons: 2
Coding region: 325-3042 (905 amino acids)
Biological process (GO): carbohydrate metabolic process
Molecular function (GO): hydrolase activity, hydrolyzing O-glycosyl compounds; carbohydrate binding
Source: RefSeq, a predicted model, not a curated record
GGUCCAUUUGUGCCAGCAUGGCCCCUGCAAGCCAGGUAAUUGUACCAGAUACAACCACGCUUGAUUCUCUACAUCGGGCAAGUCAACAUCUGCCAAAUCUGGGGUAAGCCACAUUCCAGGGGAGUGAUGGUUCCCUCAAAAACAAAACAAUCAUGCGUCCAUCAAUGACCUUGGCUAGCGCUCAGUAUGGAUCAAUGAACUGGCAAGGGAUACGAUACUCUCCUUUCGGACAAUGUCCUUAUAAGGUUCUUCAAUGCCUCCAACGAUGUUCGUCCUCUCACAACGCUCGAGCUAUUCGCCUUGACUAUUACUGGGACUGCCAGUAUGCUCGAACGCCUCUUUCUCGCCUUCGUGGUGUCUAGUAUCGCCGUUGCCUUUCCUGCUCCGCGCGAUACUCCACCUCCAGAUCCUCCCAAUGUCCCUAUCGUCUUUCCAGAGAGGAGCCAACUUGCCGAUUGUCCAGGCUAUGCUGCUUCAAAUGUCAAACAGACAGACUCUUCACUCACUGCGGACCUUACACUCGCUGGUCCGGCAUGCAACAGUUACAGUCAGGAUCUUCAGAAUUUGAAAUUGGUAGUUGAAUAUCAGACAAAUGAGCGGCUCCACGUCCAGAUAUUCGAUGCAGAAGAGAACGUUUUCCAGGUGCAGCAAGAGGUUCUUCCGAGGCCACAACAUGAACAGGCCUCCUCCUCCAAUGCUGCACUACAGUUCAAUCUGACCGAAAAUCCAUUCUCCUUUGCCGUUGUGCGACGUUCCAAUGGAGAAGUUCUUUUCGAUAGUGCGGCAUCGUCGUUAGUCUUCCAGACGCAAUAUGUUCGUCUGCGAACUAAUCUGCCCAACGAUCCCAAUCUAUACGGCCUUGGCGAGCACACUGAUUCCUUCCGAUUGACUACCUCCAAUUAUGAGCGAGUGCUGUACAAUUCAGAAUCGCCAAAUGUACACACUAACAACAACUUGUAUGGUAGCCAUCCAGUGUACUUUGAUCACCGAGGUGACAAAGGUACCCAUGGUGUAUUUCUGCUCAACUCAGACCCAAUGAACAUUUACAUCAACAAAACCGAAUCAGGCGAGCAGUACUUGGAAUACAAUACCAUCGGAGGUAUUAUCGACCUGUACUUCCUAGCUGGUGCACAGCCGGCCGAAGUAUCCCAACAGUAUGCCGAUGUUGUUGGACACUCAGCAAUGUUUCCAUACUGGUCGUUCGGUUUCCAACAAUGCAAAUACGGUUACUGGGAUGUCAAUAUGGUUGCCGAAGUUGUUGGCAAUUACUCCACUGCUGAGAUUCCAUUGGAAGUCAUGUACACUGAUAUUGACUACAUGCAUCUGCGUGAGGACUUUACUACCGACCCUGAGCGCUUCCCAAUCUCGAAGAUGCGAGAGCUGGUACAGACCCUACACGAGCGAGAUCAGAGAUAUGUUCUGAUCCUCGAUCCUGGUAUCCAUACCAGGGCUGAUUACGCACCUUUCCAACGCGGCCAUGACAAGAAUGUCUUCCUCAAGAACGCAGAUGGCUCUGACUACUUGGGGGUGCAGUGGGCGGGAGUAUCUGCAUGGCCAGAUUGGUUCGCGCCAAACACGCAACAGUGGUGGACAGACGAACUCACAGCUGCCUUCAGCCCUGAAUCUGGUAUUGAUAUCGAUGGUGUAUGGGUUGAUAUGAACGAAGCCUCCAACUUCUGCCACGACAGGUACUGCGAUCCUGCUGCACUGGCUGAGAAGGAGGGCAACCCACCUAUCCCAACCUCCGUGCCGCGACCAAAUACCGGCCGUCCGAUUCCUGGAUUUCCUGCUUCAUUCCAGCCAAAUAAUUCACUUGCGGCAAAACGGCAAGUUGAAACUGGUACGAAGAAAGGUCUGCCCAAUCGCGAGUUGUUCGAACCCAACUACCACAUCAACAAUCAUCGUGGCAACCUUUCUGAUUUCACCAUUUACACCAACAACACGAACUAUGAUGGCACGCGACAGUACGAUACACAUAAUUUCUACGGGCAUAUGAUGGCACAUACCACUCAUACUUCCAUGCUGGCUCGUCGCCCCUCCGUUCGCCCGUUCGUACUAACGAGGUCCACGUGGGCUGGUAGCGGUCGCAAAGUCACCCAUUGGUUUGGAGACAACGCAUCUACAUGGGAACACUAUCGCAUGGCUAUUCGACAGAUGCUGAGCUUUGUUUCGAUGCAUCAGAUGCCCAUGGUUGGAUCUGAUGUGUGCGGUUUCAACAGCAACGCAGAUGAGUACAUGUGUGCACGCUGGGCCCUGCUUGGGGCCUUCCAACCAUUCUACCGCAACCACGCCGAGAUCAGUACCCGCCAACAGGAGUUCUAUCAAUGGCCUAUCGUGGCUGAGGCAGCUAAAGUAGCCAUUUACACCCGCUACAAGCUUAUGGAUUACGCCUACACUGCUCUCUAUUACCAGCAUCUCCACGGUACACCAAUGGUCAACCCACUCUUCUUCUUGUACCCUGAAGAUCCGAAUACGUUCGGCAUUCAAGAGCAAUGGUUCUAUGGCGAUGCUCUCCUCAUCUCACCUGUGACGAAUGAUUAUUCGGACACCGUAUCCUUCUACCUGCCUAAGGACACAUUUUAUGACUACUGGUCUCACGCACGAGUUGACAGCGAAGGCCGCAACCAUACGCUCUCUGGUCUUGACUGGAAAGACAUUCCCGUCCAUAUCCGCGGUGGCACCAUUAUUCCGGAGCGUGCAGAUUGGGCCUGGACGACCAAGGAACUGCGCACCCGCGAUUUCGUUGUGAUCGUUGCGCCAGGGCAGGACGGUACUGCCACAGGCCGUCUGUACCUCGAUGACGGUGAAAGUAUCGAACAGGCGUCCAUCAGUGAAAUCGAAUUUUCUUGGGAUGGUUCCACAUUCGCUUGCACAGGCACCUUUGGAUACAACGGCAAUAGUGGUGAAAGUGUCACAGUGAAGCAAGUCACUGUUCUUGGCCAGGAGAAGGCGGGCAGCACGGGACAUUUCAAUCCAGAGAAGAAGGAGAUUGUCAUUGACGGACCGUGGAAGCUUAAUGGUGCCUGGGGUUUCGCAUUAUAAUCGCUUGCUUACUGUUCGACUAGAGGUUUCUUACGGCACACGGACCUCGGGCGUCUAUAUUGGCAUAGACAUGGAGUUUGUAAAUAUCUCGUUUUAUUGCAUUGUUGCUGAACUUGCAUUCUGGCAUAGUUGCAUACCCGCUUUAGGAGCGCUGGUGGUUUUUCUUACGCAGGCCGUUACCUCAAUUGGACUGGAACCCUGUUUUCCUAUGUAUUCCUAUCAUAUUUCUAUGCAUUCUUCCGUUCUCAAUAAUCAAGAAAUACAUCCAUACAUCCAUCUGUGUGUCUUCUCAGCUCGUACAAAUGCCAUAUUGCGCCG